AUGGUAGUAAUACGUCUAAAAAUCAUUACUAUUUUAAUAUUAAGUCUACUUAUUAAUAUUAUACUCGAAUUAAUAUUCAAUUCUGUUUUGAAUUUCUAUCCAAAAGUAACAUUAUGGGAACAUAUUCAAUCAUCAUUAAAAUUAAAAAGAUUGAUCGGUAUCAUUUUCAUAGGAUUAACAUGUUUUGUUUUAUUAUUUGGAAUAUUGAUAACAACAUCUACUCGUGGUAUAUUUAACAUUUACAUAGCACUUUUAAAAUUCUUUGAAUUAAUUCUACCUCUAAUUGAUAUAAUCAAUUUACUUUUGAUUUAUCAGUACAAAAUAAAAUAUUUUACUGAAGAAAACUCAUAUAUUGCUGGCAUAGAAAUGAAAAAGACAACGCAUCCAUCAAUGCGUUUUUUUCUUUCUUUAAAUAUUGCUUUAAUUCGUUUAAUAAUCAAUAUUGAUAUUGUACGUGAAAAAUUUAAUUGUACAUGGAAAAGAAAAGUUAUUAUUUUAUUCGAUUUGUUACUUUCUAUUUUGAUUAAUAUCAAUUUUAUUCGAUAUUCAACUAAAAAUUUAUUUCGUAUUGGACGAAAAAUAAUUUUACCUAUAUUAAUUUAUCAAUUAAAUGGUCUUUUGUUUAAUGAAACCUUUUAUAUAGAUUCAAUGAAAUGGAAUAGACAUAUCAAACAAAAAAUCAAUUCAAUAUUUUUAAUGAAAUCUAUUUUUUCAAUAUUUGAUCGGUUUAAACAUGAAGACGAAUAUCUUAUCUUAAAAUUAAUUGAUUUAUUACACUAUAUACAAUGGAUUAUAUUAUUAUUUUUUGUUUAUUUAUUCGCUUGUUCUAGAUUCCAGUCGAUAAUUAUUGACGGUUAUGAUAGUUUAUUUUCCAUAAGAUAUGUUCAAAUUUUUCUUAAAUCUCAUGGACUUAUUUUAAUGAUGUGCAUAAUUAUUCCUUGCCUUCUAUAUUGUAAUACAUUGCAAAAUAAAAAUGUACUCGACCAAUAUGGAUUUUCACACUAUUUCAUUGGAUUUUAUCCUUCAUCAGGAACAAAAUCGAAUGAAAUAUUUCCUUAUUCAUCAAUACAAAUAAAAACUACAAUUGCAAAAGAUGUUAGAUCAUCACCAAUACUCAUGAAGAAGAAACAACAAACAUGUUCGGUAUGCUAUGAAGAUAAAGAUUUAGAUGAAUUCGAUGAUCUAUUCACUACUAAUUGUCGACAUUUAAAUCGAUCAUUAUGUAAUUCUUGUCUCUUUCGUCAUGUUCAACAAGUUUUUCAAAUAACAUUUACUGAUGAUAUUUAUUGCCCUGAAUCCGAUUGUCGUGUUAGAUUUGAUUAUAGUACAGUAAAAAGUAUUCUCUUCUUAAAUGGUGAUGACAAACUUGUUGAAAGAUAUGAUCGAUAUGUACUUCAUCGACAAUUAGAACAAAUGGAUGAAUUUAUUUGGUGUUCUAAUGUGUUAUGUAAUGUUGGACAAAUAAAUGAGGGUGGUGCACUAAAUAAUAUUGUUACUUGUUUUAAUUGUCAUCAAAAAACAUGUUUUACGCAUAAAAUUAAAUGGCAUGAUAGAUUAAGUUGUAAAGAACUCGAUAUGAGUAUGGAUCCAAUUUAUGAAUCUAGUCGAAGAUGGAUUGUUGAAAAUUCUAAAAAAUGUCCCAAUUGUCCAUAUCAAAUAGAAAAAAAUAAUGGAUGUGAUCAUAUGACUUGUAUCAAAUGUCGUCAUGAAUUUUGUUGGUCAUGUUUAGCAGAUUUUCAACCUAUACGAAAAUAUGGAAAUCAUCGACAUAACCCUACGUGCAAACACUAUGUCUCGUACAAGUGA
Rotaria sp. Silwood2 is the source of this 1806-nucleotide messenger RNA. The record is from the annotation of a GenBank genome assembly. Lineage: Eukaryota; Metazoa; Rotifera; Eurotatoria; Philodinida; Philodinidae.